UUGAAGCUGAGGAAUUCAGUUUGAAAGAAAAAAAACAACAACCAGGAAGUCAAACAGAGGAGGAAACGUCCUCGCUUGUGUUGGAGCAUCUAACUUUUUUUAAAAUCUAUACAAACAAAGCUUUUUAAAGUUUUAAAUAACAGCGUCAACUCAAAGAAAGUAGACCCGUCGGGUUGUGGUUUGUUUUCCAACAAGAUGGACAUUGAUCCGGAGCGGGGAGGAGCAGAGGCGGAGCCAAAGGACAAGGUGCAGACCUUGAAGGACCAGGUGGAUGGAGUGAAGGACAUCAUGACGCAGAAUGUGGACCGGAUCCUGGCCCGAGGAGAGAGACUGGAUGACCUAAUGGGCAAGUCAGAAGACCUGCAAGCAGGGGCUCAGCACUUCAAGCAGACGUCUCAGAAAGUAGCUCGCACCUACUGGUGGAAGAACGUGAAGCUGAUCGUGGUCAUCGUGGUGGUCGUCCUCAUCAUCGUCCUCAUCAUCAUCCUGCUGGCCACCGGAGUCAUCCCUAUCAGUGCCCCUGUGGCUCCUAUAGUCAAGCCCACCCCCUCCCCCAAGCCAUAAACACACACACACACACACACACACACACACACACACACACACACACACACACACACACACACACACACACAAAUAAUGUAUAUACAAUCAUAAACAAACACAUUGUUAUUGCACAGUAUACAAAGUAAUAUAUAGACUCAAAUAACUGCUGUCUGGUGAAAUCUUUUUUACUUCUAUGUUAGUUUCUACUGGUAACGUUCAUGCUUGUAUUGGAAUUCAAGGAUUAAGGAGCUUUAUGGAACUUUAAUGGCACAUUGUUUAUGAAACCCUUUAAAAACACAAUUCAAGCAUAGCAAUUCUUUUGAAUUUGUGGGAAAUUAAACAAGGAUUUCUGGAAGUUCUGAGGUCUUCACCUGACGGCAGCAAAACACACAGUCCCUGUUCUCAAAGGACGCUACACAUCAACACCUCUUUGCUUCAACACCAACGCUUAUUUCAUCCUGUUAAAGAUAAAGUCACUUUAAUGUGUUGGGAAGGAAAUGAUGAAUGUGGAUUCCCCAAGUAUCUUACUAGACAUUCUUUUUGUCUUGAAUGUUAUCAAUUAUGUGCACUUUUUACAAGGGGCCGUUCGUAUCAUUUAAAUGAAGAAAAAUGCAGUUUCCAAAGGAAAUCCGGCAACGUGUUAGUUUUGCUGUAGAAUCUGAAACAAUCAUAGGUCACACUUUAUUUGAUUAAAUGCUGAAUUGUGUAUAGGAUAUGUAUGUUACCAUCUGUGGGCUUAAUUCCUUUCAAGGGGCUUCCAGUUUCUUUGUAGUCAGACAAUCUAGAAAAAGUAAUCCAUAGAAAUUAUUUUUAAAAAUUUUCAGAAGGUUUAUUGAAUGUAUACACUUUCUUCUAUUUCUUUUGGAAAUAUUGUAAUUAGCUCUUUAUUUGUGUGGAGGGCUUAUGUUUGAGGGGGUGAUUUGUAAAAAUGCAGUCAAAGUUUAUAAAACAAUUUUUGUGCUAAAAACUUAUAUUGAAAACCGUGAGCUGGCUACAACACGGAGUCCGGGAGUGAAUCUUUAAUUGAUUUGGGCUAUAAAACGUAACUGAUGACAAAAUUUCAGAUCUGUACUGCAGUAUCCUCUGUCUUUUUAACAGAUCACAUUUCCUAACUUUAACUCUAGAAAUAUUGCAGUUUAAGUGCAUUACUUUUUGUACUUUGAUUCAACAAACAAACCACCAGGGUCAGCUGCUAAAGUUCUGUUCCCACACUUCUAGUUUUUUGGAGCAUCAGGUUCCUCCAGCCAACCAGCUGAGAGAGAGAGAUCAUUCACAGCCCCUCCAUGGCUCCCCUUGCUGGGACCAUUUCAAUCAAUAGACCCCCACAGUAACCUGCUGUUACAGUACCAGUUUAGCUUCAAAGAGCUCAAAAUGAUACCCACCAUGAAGUGUAAAUAGUCAAGAUAGUCUUACCGUUAUGUAUAUUUGCAUCAGCCUUUGACUAAUGUGUUAACUGUUCUUUUUAGAGGCUAUUUAUUUAAUGCUUUAUGUUCUAUUUUUAAAUCAAAAAUGAACUGAUUAAAGCUGUAUGUGAUUUCUAUAUAAACAGUUAAUCCAGAAUGAUCGAUCAUAAAAUGGUACAGUUCAAUUGCUCUGCUGUUAAUCAUUUUCUAGAUGUAGGUGUAAAAAUGAGGCUCUCUGUUGUGUUUUUCCUCAUGGCUCUGGGUUGCAGUAGCCCUAAUCUCUCUGCCUGUUCAUACACUCAUUCUAAACGUCUGAAUGCUGCGUGUGAGGACACGAUCACAUUGCUGUUCACACAGGCUCCAGCUGCAGCCGGUCUUCAACUCGCUGUCAUUUUGAUAUCAGCACAUUCCCUACACCGAUGAAAUACCAGCAUCCUGCUCAGCUGACCUGUGAUGUACAUGAACGGUUUUAUUAACAGAAGUAUCUUUGGCCUUAUUUUGAUGUUUUGUUGGAUUUAAUGGUUUUAAUGGUCUGAUAUGAAAUAAAUAGUAUUUUCCCUCUACUGUGUUGUUCUGUCCUUUACU
Molecule: messenger RNA, 2534 nt
Organism: Anoplopoma fimbria (sablefish)
Lineage: Eukaryota; Metazoa; Chordata; Actinopteri; Perciformes; Anoplopomatidae
Product: vesicle-associated membrane protein 8-like
Exons: 3
Coding region: 196-564 (122 amino acids)
Biological process (GO): vesicle fusion; SNARE complex assembly; vesicle-mediated transport
Cellular component (GO): plasma membrane; SNARE complex
Molecular function (GO): SNAP receptor activity; syntaxin binding
Source: RefSeq, a predicted model, not a curated record